CGCGUUGACUUGCCGACUCGCCCCAUCACCCAUCACCGACCCCCCUCAGUUUAAGCUCCACUACUGACAGCUCUCUCCUUCUCGCUUGCCCCCCCCCCAAAAAAACUACUUAUCAAACCUCCCCGCCAUCGAAUCUUCCUCUUUCCCUCACACCACACCACACCAUCACAACCUCCUCGACUCAUCCCAAUCCAGCUUCCUCAACACCACUCCUCUCCCAUCACCACCAAUCUAAUUCUUCAAUCUAAUCAACCAACCUCCUCCAUUCAAGAUGCAAUACUCCAUCGUCACCCUCGCCGUCUUCGUCGUCGCUGCUGUCGCUCAAGUUGACACCCUCCCAUCAUGUGGAGUAAGUCGAUCUCCCUCUCCAAACUCGGCCGACGCGUCAAUUCCAACCAUUGGUAUUGAAAUAGAGCCACAAGCUUUCUUUCAAUCGCCUCGGUGGUGUUUUCGACCGGUCGUCACCUUCUCCUGAUCCAGUGGCUAACAUUCCAUCUCUAGCAAACCUGUAUCAACAACAUGCUCGCCCAAGCUCCGGCUCUUGGAUGCGCUGACACCCCAGAUGCAUCUUGCUUGUGCAGAAUGCCAAACUUUGGCUAUGGUAUCCGUGAUUGUGCCAACCAAGCUUGUGGAGAGACGGUCGGUGCUCAAGUCAUUGCCUAUGGUGGAACUUACUGCUCUGGUAAGUCCUCACAAGUUCAUCCUUUUUUUUGGGGUCAAAACUAACUGGCUUCAUAGCUGCCGCUUCUUCCUUGGCUUCAGCAUCGAUUACUGCAUCUGCUACCUCAGCUCUCGGUUCCGUCACCGCUCUUCCUACUGGAAGUGCCGCGAGUUCAGUUUCCUCAGCUGUUCAAUCCGCUAUCUCCACCUCCCAAAUUGUCUCGGUCAUCUCAUCCGAGGGAAGUGCCAUAUCAACUGCAGUUAUUGGUCAAACCACCAUCUUCUCUGCCGUUCCUGGAGCCGCCUCGACCGCCGCUAGUGACGCCUCUGGUGCUGUUUCAACUGCCCUCUCAGGUGUCAGCUCCGUCGCGUCUGGUAUUAGUGCUUCCGCUUCAUCAAUCCUUUCUGGAGCUAGCAGCAUCGGAUCCAGCGUCCUUUCUGGUGCCUCCUCGACUCUUGCCAGCGUCUCUUCACGAGUUCCAUCCUCGGCUCCAAGCGGCCCAAGCUCAACCUCUUCUUCCUCAGCAGGUGGUGCUCGUCAAACUGCUGCUGCUGGAAUUGCUGCCGUGGCUGGUUUCGCUGCUUUCAUCUUGUAAUUGUCUUGAAAAGAUACCCAAGAGUCCAAAUCGCAAUUUAGAUUUCUUUCGAGGUACUUUGAUGACGGCUAUGGAUGGAAAACAUCAAAAAACUGGUCGGUGGAUGUAAUGCUCUAAUGGGAUGGUGCGCGCUUUGUCGAUACCCCUGCUUUCUACUUCUUGCUCAUAUUUUGCCCUUGGGGGUGUUCUUUCUCUCUCUCUUUACUACACGACAUCAUGGCCUUGACGAGAUGGGGGAUGGAUGAAAUCGUGAUUCAUAUGGAGGGUUAAUGGAUGGGGAUUGGGAUGAUAAUGUGGAUGGGGUUGGAAUGGAUGGAAAGGGAUGAGGAAACUUUUGCAAGACAUGCUGCUACUGAACUACCUUGGCUUUUCAUUCUGAAUCUCGUUGCACCUCGAGUGCGAUUGGAAGGAUAGUUUGAUGGCGUGG
Messenger RNA from Hymenoscyphus albidus, 1683 nucleotides. NCBI's taxonomy places the organism in Eukaryota, Fungi, Ascomycota, Leotiomycetes, Helotiales, Helotiaceae. The record is from the annotation of a GenBank genome assembly.